CAUCUUGCCAAGAGCAUCUCGCUAUUUCCAUAUACAGAUACCUUGCCAGAAACAGAAGAAGAAAGCUCCGACAGUUUUGGAAGUUGUCUGAUAGAAAGAAAUCAAAAUGAGCUAUCUAUCCUUUCUUGAAAAGCCUCAUGCUGUAUGCAUUCCUUAUCCAGCUCAAGGCCAUAUCAACCCAAUGCUAAAAUUAGCCAAACUUCUUCACCACAAAGGUUGCCAUAUCACCUUUGUUAACACUGAAUACAACUAUAGACGCCUUCUCAAAUCUAGAGGUCCCGACUCACUCAACGGCCUCUCUUCUUUCCGUUUCGAAACUAUUCCUGACGGUCUUCCUCCUACCGAUACUGAUGCUACCCAAGACAUACCCUCCCUUUGCGUUUCCACCAAGAGUACCUGCUUGCCUCACUUCAAGAACAUCCUUUCAAAGCUUAAUAAUACUUCUUCCAACGUUCCUCCCGUUUCUUGCAUCAUAUCUGACGGUGUCAUGAGCUUCACUCUAGAUGCUGCUCAAGAAUUGGGUAUUCCUGAAGUCCUGUUCUGGACUACCAGUGCUUGUGGUUUUCUUGCUUAUGUUCAUUAUCACCAGUUCAUUAAAAGGGGGUUUACACCACUCAAAGAUGAGAGUUUCUUAACAAAUGGUUAUCUAGAUACAGUUAUAGACUGGAUUCCAGGCAUGAAAGAUAUCCGUUUGAAGGAUAUUCCAAGCUUCAUUAGAACAACAGAUCCUGAAGACAAAAUGCUUAAUUUUGUAGUUUCAGAAACUGAAAGAGCUCAGAAGGCUUCUGCUAUUAUCUUGAAUACAUUUGAUGCCUUAGAGCAUGAUGUUUUAGCUGCAUUUCCUUCCCUGUUACCACCUGUAUACUCCGUUGGCUCUCUCCAACUUCUGCUUAAUAACGUUAAAGAUAAUGACUUGAAGUUGAUUGGAUCAAACCUAUGGAAAGAAGAAUCAGGUUGUCUUGAAUGGCUCGACUCAAAAGAACCUAACUCGGUGGUUUAUGUUAAUUUUGGAAGCAUUACUGUCAUGACAAGUGAUCAACUGGUAGAGUUUGCCUGGGGACUAGCUAACAGCAACAAAACAUUUUUAUGGGUUAUUAGGCCUGAUCUUGUAGACGGCGACACGGCGGUUCUUCCACCGGAGUUCGUUACAGUGACAAAAGGAAGAGGUCUUUUAGCAAGCUGGUGUGCACAAGAACAAGUGUUGAGCCACCCAUCAAUUGGAGGAUUCUUAACACACAGUGGAUGGAAUUCUACACUUGAAAGUAUUUGUGGAGGUGUGCCUAUGAUUUGUUGGCCUUUCUUUGCAGAGCAACAAACCAAUUGCAAAUACACUUGCAAUGAAUGGGGAAUAGGCAUGGAGAUAAAUAGUGAUGUGAAGAGAAAUGAAGUUGAGAGUCUGGUUAUAGAGUUAAUGGAUGGAGAUAAAGGGAAAGCAAUGAAGAAGAAAGCAAUGGAAUGGAAAAAGAUGGCAGAAGAAGCUGUUAGUACUAAAGGGUCUUCUUAUCAGAAUUUUGACAAGAUGAUCAAUCAAGUUCUCCUGUCCUCUAAAGAUCAGACUAACUAAUCGAUUUUAAGUUUCUCCUUCUCUGCAUUUGAUUGUAACCUGAUACUGUCCAGCACUUCCCUUCGUUUGGUUUUUAUUGUUUACUUCUGUUAAUAAGAAAUAUUACUUCUGGAUUUGUUAUUA
Ricinus communis (castor bean) is the source of this 1687-nucleotide messenger RNA. RefSeq names its product 7-deoxyloganetin glucosyltransferase-like. The record is from RefSeq and is a predicted model, not a curated record. Bases 107 to 1564 code for a protein of 485 amino acids. The transcript has 2 exons. Lineage: Eukaryota; Viridiplantae; Streptophyta; Magnoliopsida; Malpighiales; Euphorbiaceae. Gene Ontology annotation, molecular function: UDP-glycosyltransferase activity.